Molecule: messenger RNA, 603 nt
Organism: Cyclocybe aegerita
Lineage: Eukaryota; Fungi; Basidiomycota; Agaricomycetes; Agaricales; Hemipholiotaceae
Source: the annotation of a GenBank genome assembly
AUGAGAUUCGCUGAGGCUUCACAACUUUCUGAAUCACUCUCACUCUUGGUUCUAACGUUUUCUUCGCUGAUCGGGUUGGCCAACUUGGACAGCUUGUACCUCGUUGGAUAUGCAUGGCUGUUUGGAAUGUCCGUCUGGAUCUCAUUCUUUGGAGGGAUAAUCGCCUUCAGAACUCUACCGCGACACCAGUUCGGUGCUCUCCAACACAGGACGUUCCCCGUGUACUUCGUUAUCUCAAUCCUUCUGUCAUCUGGCCUGCUCUCGGCAUGGAUCUUCAAACACCCAGACGUUCUCGACCAACUCACGCGACCCAAUGUCGCUGAUGUUGCUCAGGUCUACGCUCUUGCGAUCGUGCUGCUCGGGCAGGCAAGCAAUUACUUCAUCAUCGGGCCGUUGACGAGCAAGACGAUGUUCCAGCGCCAGAAACUCGAGAAGGAAGAAGGCAAGACCUAUAACGAGCCUGGGGUGUCGAAGGAGAUGAAAGCUCUGAAUCAUCGCUUUGGAGUGCUCCACGGUGUUAGUUCUCUCGCCAACCUCGGUGCUGUCCUUGCACUAGGCUUCCAUGGCUUGUGGAUUGGGAAUGCAGGCGCCAAAGGAUCCUGA